AUGCAUAAUUUUAGCACAGUCAGGACACCAUUUAGAUAUGGUCCUUACACCACGGAUCUGUUCUUCUUCUACAAUUGCACCUUGCCUUACGACAAAGAGACAUAUGAAGUCGAUUGUGCCAGCACUAGUAGCCAUCAUUCUUUUGCGAUUUUCCAUACCGAACUUUUAAAGCAUUGGAAUUAUUCAGCAGAGUCAUGCCAAUCUUUGGUUAAUGUGGUUGUGGAAGCCGAUGAUCUCAAUAGACUUUUGGAAAUGAAUUUCACUGGUAUAUUGAAGAAGGGAUUUGUUUUGCAAUGGGAUGCACUUGCUUGUAGCAAGUGCCAGAGUAGUGGUGGGAGUUGUGGUUCUUAUAAUUAUGAAUUCGUCUGUUUUUGUGAUGAUCAUCUCCAUCACAGAACCUGUAAAGAUGCCUUAAGUGCAGCUACAGUCAGCGCCCUUGUUAUCUUCCUGAUUUUCUUUUUCUAUCACCGUCGACACAGAAAAUGUUAUGCUGCUUCGUCUUUCAUCUCUCAAGACGUGUCAUCUUAUCCCACUUCAGUGACAGAUCUUGAAAAGGCUGCAAAAUCAGGGUUGCCUACAUGGACUACGCGAAUGAGUAUUGCCAUAGAAACUGCAAGUGUAUUGGCAUACCUCCAUGCUUCGGAUGUUAUCCACCGAGAUGUCAAAACAAACAAUAUACUCUUAGACAACAAUUUCAGUGUCAAAGUAGCAGAUUUUGGGCUGUCACGUCUGUUCCCGACUGAUGUUAGUCAUGUCUCGACUGCUCCACAAGGAACUCCUGGAUAUGUAGACCCUGAGUAUCACCAGUGCUACCAGCUUACCGAUAAGAGUGAUGUUUAUAGUUUUGGGGUAGUCUUAAUUGAGCUUAUUUCAUCCAAACCUUCUCUAGAUAUCACAAGGCAUCGGCAUGAAAUCACCUUGUCCAACAUGGCUAUCAACAAAAUUCAAAAAAAUGCAUUGCAUGAGCUUGUGGAUCCAAGUCUUGGGUUUGAAUCGGACUGCAAGGUUAGGGAACUUAUAACUGACAUAGCAGAGCUGGCAUUUCAAUGUCUCAAAAAUGGGAGGGGAAUGAGGCCUUCUAUGAAAGAGGUUUUGGAGGUUCUAAAGGAAAUUCAGAGCAAGGAUUAUGGCAUACAAAAAACAGAGGGGGGUGGAAUAUCAAGCAGAUGA
Messenger RNA from Ilex paraguariensis (yerba mate), 1170 nucleotides. Lineage: Eukaryota; Viridiplantae; Streptophyta; Magnoliopsida; Aquifoliales; Aquifoliaceae. The record is from the annotation of a GenBank genome assembly.